AUGGCAUUGGACUCCCAACAACUCACAUCGCCAUCACAACAGGCUGUCACACAGCUCGAGUCGUCAAUAGCCAAGGGCAAGAAGGAGUUCAAAGAGCUCAAAGAUACAACAAACAAGUUAAUGACUGAAGUUGUUCUAUUCAUUAAUUUGGUCGCUGAAGCCGAUGGCAAGCUUCAAAAGGAAAGAGAGAACUUACAACAUUUGGUAUCGGAUGCCAAUGAACAACUUGCCAAGAUGUUUGAGAUUGAACAGUCGAUACAGGAGUUGGAGCGAAAGAAUGGAGAGGUCAUCUCGAUCAAUGACAAGCUGGCAUCAUCAAUUGAGUGGUAUCAACCUUAUAUCAGGAUGGUGGAGAAGUUGCAGGCCGUACGUCUGAGGGACAUGACUGCCAACGAGGUGACAUUCGACCUGAGCGUGGCCAAUGUCACACACGCCGUGUCUCUGAGACUGGACCCCGCACGCAAGUCCAUCACGAGCAUCCAAAUCAAUCCGGCUCCAGUCCAGCUGGAACACCUUGCACAGGACAUGUCAGAGGCGCGCGAGAUGGCGUCGUUGGUCGAAGAGAUGACAUUUGCACUGACCAAUCAUUACAAGCGCGAACGAGAGAUCAAGGAAGUCUCACAACACUACCAGAUCAGACGGAUGGCCGGUGUGCCGUCAUCACUCACAAUCGAAGUAUCACUGAGCACUGGCCACGUCUGCACAAUCAAGUUUGACAACGACUAUCCACUGCAUCCAACUGGCGCCAUCAGACUGAUCAGUGUACAAAGGCAAGGUCAGGCCAUUGGCAGCGAUCAACUCACUUCUAUACACACUCAAGUACAUCGACCUGAUUGUAAAUACGACUUGGCACAACUUAUACAACACUUGAUAGGUCUGCUUCAGAACUCAUAA
Messenger RNA from Acytostelium subglobosum LB1, 894 nucleotides. RefSeq lists its product as hypothetical. The transcript has 2 exons. The record is from RefSeq and is a predicted model, not a curated record. The coding region runs from base 1 to 894 and encodes 297 amino acids. Lineage: Eukaryota; Evosea; Eumycetozoa; Acytosteliales; Acytosteliaceae.